GAGAGAGAGAGAGAGAGAGAGAGAGAGAGAGAGAGAGAGAGAGAGAGAGAGAGAUUUUCCCAGCUCCUUUCUCUUCUUUCUGCCAUGGGCUCGGUUUUCCCCGGCGACGCGCUGAGGAUGAAGUCCGGGUUCAAGUCUCCAAAUCUGUCUUUGUGUGAGAUCAUCACCUCGGAUGUCCUGCACAGCUUUCUGUACGGGAGAUGGAGAAACGUUCUGGGAGAACAACCUCAUAACCAUCACCACCACCACCAUCAUCCUCACCAUCAUCAUCUUCAUCAGGUCUCUGAAGACAAGCCGCAGCAUCCCAUCAGCAAAACCGCGUUUACCGCUGAGGUCCUGGCGCAGUCCUUCUCCGGAGAGGUUCAGAAGUUGUCCAGCUUGGUGCUGCCCAGUGAAGUGAUCAUUGCUCAGAGUUCCAUCCCUGGGGAAGGAUUGGGUAUUUUCUCCAAGACGUGGAUCAAAGCCGGGACUGAGAUGGGUCCUUUCACUGGCCGUGUCCUCUAUCCUCAGCACGUAGACCUGCACAAGAACAACAACCUCAUGUGGGAGGUGUUUAAUGAGGAUGGGACAGUGCGCUGCUUCAUAGAUGCAAGUCAGGAGGACCAACGCAGCUGGAUGACCUACAUUAAGUGUGCAAGAAACGAGCAAGAGCAGAACCUGGAGGUGAUGCAGAUCGGCAGCAACAUCUUCUACAAGGCUGCAGAGACUAUUCCUCCUGACCAGGAGUUGCUUGUUUGGUAUGGGAAUUCACACAACACCUUUCUGGGCAUUCCUGGUGUUCCUGGCAUUGAGGAUGAGCAUCAGAAAAGAAAUAGGAAUGAGGAUUCCCACUCAAGCGACAGCAAUUCUUCAGCCUCUCCGUCCUCCAUGUCCUCGUCUGCGUCCAGUCGCAUGCGCUGCGUGAUCUGUCACCGUGGCUUCAACUCCCGCAGCAACCUGCGCUCUCACAUGCGCAUCCACACACUGGACAAACCCUUCGCAUGUCGCUUCUGCAACCGGCGCUUCAGCCAGUCGUCCACGCUGCGCAACCACGUGCGCCUUCACACAGGUGAGCGACCUUACAAGUGCCAUGUGUGUCAGAGUGCCUACUCACAGCUGGCAGGACUCCGAGCACACCAGAAGAGCGCCAGACACCGGCCAGCAGCCACCAGUACAGAAACCAGGCAGCCGUCUCCUGCCUCUCCAUCACAAAUGGCCUCCAUGGCGCAGGCGGUGCCGCUGGUUCACCACAUAGCCACCAUGGUGCUCUGAGGAGUGCAGAGACACGUGACUGGACACUGGAAAUGUCGAUCGAACAUCGGGUCGAACCAUGUUGCACUUUUGCACUUCCUUCUUAAAUGUUGUGCAUUACAAAGAUCAGAUUCAAUACAUGCACAGUACAAUCUUGGUUAUAAUCUGGAUCGCUAUAUUUUGAUUACAUAAACCAGAAGACUUUAAUCUUUGAAGGGUUGAGACUUGUUCCCUAAUCACUCUGUCCUUUUCUGAUCUACAAUUCUUAAAGUCAUGUUUUUGGACAAUAUAAAAACAUUUAUACAGGUUAUAGGAGGAUCUUCUCCACUUUCUGGACAGGUAGCAUCAGUGAUUGUCCUUUUCUGGUGACAUUAACACCUUAAAAUAUAAAAAUAUGAUCAAUUUGAUCAAAGAUUCACUUAUUAAAGGAGCAGUUUGUAAUUUUAGCAACUAGCAAUGUGCAUUGGACAUGCUUUCACUUUCAUCAGAUGAUAUUUAAAUCACUGUGUUGAAUCUACGGAUACCUCCUGUGUUGUGAAAAGUAGUGAAGUGACAUACAGCUAAGUAUGGUGACCCAUAGCCCAUACUCAGAAUUCGCUCUCUGCGUUUAACCCAUCCAAAGUGCACACACACAGCAGUGAACAUACACACCCGGAGCAGUG
Messenger RNA from Tachysurus fulvidraco (yellow catfish), 1892 nucleotides. RefSeq names its product PR domain zinc finger protein 12. The record is from RefSeq and is a predicted model, not a curated record. Bases 85 to 1251 code for a protein of 388 amino acids. Lineage: Eukaryota; Metazoa; Chordata; Actinopteri; Siluriformes; Bagridae. Gene Ontology annotation, molecular function: histone methyltransferase binding. The transcript has 5 exons. Gene Ontology annotation, biological process: neurogenesis. Gene Ontology annotation, cellular component: nucleus.